AUGCCGGCAGAGGCUCCAGCAGCAGCACCUGCAGCAGAACCGGCAGCGGCCCCGGCAGAGGAGCCGGUUACAGACUCAGCAAAAGUAGCGUCGGGCAAGCUGAUGCAGGGAUCAACGAGCAAGCCAGCAGUGAAGCCUCGGAGAGGAGGUAACAGGGGUGUGGCCAACGGGGACCCCUACAGAGGCAUUCUAGAGGUGACAAGGGAGAGACAGCUGAAAAAAUGUGGUGGAGGACAGAGCUAUCAGAACUGCUGCCCUGAUUUCCCUGGGUUUUCCAGCCUAACAGUUCCACUUCUUUGUCAGGGCAGAAGGACGGGAUGCUUGGUGCUGCUCUUUCUGUGCUUCUCCUAUUCCCUGGUGGCUGGCUGUGGGACCCAGAUCAGCUUGGCUCCCUCUAGCACGGCGCAGGAGUUUGUUGCUGUAGGUGAGUUCCCUUGGGUAGUGUCACUGCAGGACCUACAACACAAACAUUUGGCCUUUGGCUGCAUCUUGAGCGAGUAUUGGAUACUGAGCGCUGCAUCCAGGCUUCAGAACAGGCACCCAGCUUUAGCCAUGGUUGGUAUGACUGAUCUGAAUAUGCAACAGAAGGUCCAGCUCCGCUAUUCAAUCAAGACCAUAAUCCCCUAUGAGGACUUUGAUGAAAUCACCCGGUACAACAACAUUGCCCUUCUGAAGACAGCCACCCCGGUACAGUUCAGUGACACAGUUCAGCCCAUCUGCUUCCCAGGCAGGAACCUCACUGCAUCAGCCCUGGAGAACUGCUGGGUGUCAGGAUGGCUCUACGCCAAGCAGGCAGGAAACAGGGCUGCUGUAAGCUUUCUGAGAAAACUGUCAGUCCUGGAUGUGGAUCCUUGCCCCUUAAAGAGAAUCAUCACAACAGAGUGUUGCAGCCACAGGGAGUCUGACAACGUGACUGGAUGCCUGGGAGACUCGGGAAACCCAGUCAUGUGCCAGCCUAAGGGGACCAAGAGAUGGGUUCUCAGUGGAGUGCUCAGUGAGGGCGGCAUGAGAUGCUAUGGACCAUUUCUGUACACCAAACUGUCCUACUACAGUGACUGGAUUUCAGCCACAACAAAGAAAGCAGGAACCACAAUAUAUCACACUUUUGCCAGAGGCCAUGCUGCUUCCCCAGCUCCCACAGAGUAUUUGCAAGGGUCCAACUAUAGCCAAGGAAAGCAGCAACAGAAAGGCAGCAAGUCCUCCCAGGUUGGAUUAGACAGGUCCAAAAGCAAGUCUGCUCCUUUGUACUAUGACUAUUACAGUGGGGAAGUGCUCCCCAUUCCUGAUGGGAGCUGCUGUCUGCCUUAUCCCACCCAGGACACCAUUGCCAUUUUCCUUCUGCUUUGCCUUCUGUUUUAUUAGACAAGAGAUCAAACUACAAAAGCAGCCCCCCUAGGGCCAGUACUCAGGGAACACUCUUACCCACAUCUGCUACUGCUAAGAGAACCUAUGUAGCAUCAUCCAUGUGCAUCAAUGACCUGUCCUCACAGCAAUGCCCCAGGUAUCUGUCUGUCACUCCAACUUGGGAACUCACUGAAGGCUAUAUUAAACUUUUAAAUUCUCCCAAGAAAUCUUCCUGAUUCCUUUUUUUUGCAUUAAAUGAUCACAAGGCUCAACCCAGAGAGGGCGAGAGGGCAGUUCAUGUAAACAUGUCAGAUAUGAUCAUAGAAUAACUGGUCUUCAAGAUAUCUGACAGGAAAGGAAAUAUGAAGAGCAAAGCUGAUUCAGAACUUUGAAGGCAUUUGUACACAUGCUUGCACCGGGUACUUUUAAAAGCACCCAGCACCGCAGUGCAUGCAAUUGUGUAAGUGGCGAAACGCGUGUCAACACUGAGAAAAUGGCAGUGGUGCGCUUUUGAAUUAAAACACAUCAGAGGUGUUUUAGUUCAAAAGUGCACUGCUGCCAUUUUCUGCAUACUGACACACAUUUCACUGCUUAUAUAACUGCACGUGCUUCAGUGAAGUGCGUGUCAGGUCGCGUGUACAGCAGACUCAGUUAAUCAAGUCUGCUCACCUGCCAGAUCUCUGGAGCAUUG
Messenger RNA from Alligator mississippiensis (American alligator), 2035 nucleotides. It is a transcript of the gene PRSS54, whose product is annotated as serine protease 54. The transcript is spliced from 6 exons. NCBI's taxonomy places the organism in Eukaryota, Metazoa, Chordata, Crocodylia, Alligatoridae. The coding region runs from base 1 to 1362 and encodes 453 amino acids. Gene Ontology annotation, biological process: proteolysis. The record is from RefSeq and is a predicted model, not a curated record. Gene Ontology annotation, molecular function: serine-type endopeptidase activity.